AUCGGAAGCUACAACAUUUUGAUCGGAAGCAAGAACGGGAGCUCGCUGGCUGUGAAGGUAACUUUCUCCCCUUCGCGCGCUUCUUCGGAUAAAUCCCGCUCAGAUUUACUAAAUCCGGCUACCCCUUGGAUUUACUAAGUCCCAAAUUUAAGCUGUAAAUCCGUAAAUCGGGGAUUUACUGAAUCCCUGGAUUUAACGCCUGCACAAAAACUGUUUGGCUGGAUUUAGCGUAAAUCGGACUUAAAUCCCGCUGUAAAUCCGAUACCAAACAGCCCCUUAAGGAUCCCGAACCGUUUAGAGGGGUAAUUUCGUCAUUGCUUCUCGCAACAAACUCUUGCCCUCAAUGCGCGCGGCCUUUUCGAUGGUGGACAGCGAUCCUAAAAAGAAUUCAAAAUCAGAUACCAGAGAAAGGGUUAGGGGAGAUAAAUUAAGCCGCUUGGAUAGGAAGGACAGAAAAAACUUAUAUCUAAGGUUGAACGGAGCUGGUUCCUUCGGCCGUCGACAAUCAUCGGCGAUGUAUGGUGUGAAGAUACAAGAGGUAUCGAAGAAGCUGGCGCUCUGGCACACGCCGACCUUCAGUCCAAUCAUGAGCCAUGAUGACCUCGAGCCCAUCUUGUGUUCGGUUGGAUUCAUCUCCCCCGCAAAUGUGCCCCAGCCAUCGACAUCGACUAACCUGAACCAGCCGUCAUCACCAUCAAGAAGCCCGCCGGCUGAUGUUAAAUGGAAAGAGUACGCGUUCCCUUCGUCGGCGGCGGCGGUUUCCGGCUUUUUUCCGCCCCGCCCAAGGCUUCCAUUUCCGAUGAUAUGGGGGCUCCAUCUCAUUGCCUACAAGGCUUUUCUCAGCGCCUUAGAAUGCUACAUAGACCCCACAGACGUCUCCAACCUAUUUCAUGUGAGAGCUAUGUCGAUAACCCCCAUGCCUGAGGAAGAAUUCGAGAAGGAAUACCGACCAAUGAAAGACAUGGACGCCGAUGACUGUACAAUUUAUGUGUACCGAAAAGGCACCGUCUAUAACUGGAUGUUAGAACAGAUUACAGCUUUGGAGUACAGAACUCAACGCUACGAAGAAGAUGAUGAUCCUAGAAUCAAAAGCGGAGGUAGCAACACCGAUCAAAUCUUUAUGGUUUCAUGGGACAACCUUCUACCAGAAAGGUAUGUUACCAGUCCCUGUCCUUCGCCUGAAAAUGCCGAGAAAUAGAGCAACCUUUUUUUUUUUUUUUAAUUUUUUAUUCAAUAAUUUUUUCAACUAUUGUUAGUUCUAGUUUGAAGAACAGGAGCAGCAAUGUGCUUGUAAUUAUGUUCUUUUCAUUUCAA
This is a messenger RNA of Dendrobium catenatum, 1314 nucleotides long. RefSeq lists its product as uncharacterized. The coding region runs from base 344 to 1198 and encodes 284 amino acids. The transcript is spliced from 2 exons. Lineage: Eukaryota; Viridiplantae; Streptophyta; Magnoliopsida; Asparagales; Orchidaceae. The record is from RefSeq and is a predicted model, not a curated record.